Messenger RNA from Pelobates cultripes (western spadefoot toad), 591 nucleotides. Lineage: Eukaryota; Metazoa; Chordata; Amphibia; Anura; Pelobatidae. The record is from the annotation of a GenBank genome assembly.
AUGAUGCAAACUGAAUUAAAAUAUGAUCAAAUACAGACAACUAUGACAGACUUGCAGCUCAAAGUGGAAAAAUUAGAGAGCAAACUAAAUGAUUUGGAAGAUCGUUCCAGGAGAUCUAAUAUCAGAAUCCGUAAUAUCCCUGAAAUAGUUAAUGAUCCAACACUGAAAAAGUUUUUAAUGGAUUAUUCUGAGUCGUUACUCGCUGAAACUGGACUAAAAGAUUUUGAAUUAGAAAGAUUCCACAGGUUCCCUAGACCUCGAAAUAUAGCAGAACCCUCACCAAGAGAUGUAAUAGUAAAAUUCCAAUCUUUUUAUCUCAAAAAUAAAAUAAUGGGGAUAUUAAAAAAUAAACCGGUAUUGGAACAUAGGUUCAAGGAUUUAAAGAUAUUCCCAGAUCUAUCAUUUUACACAAGAUCAUGGCGGAAAGGUUUUAGCCAGGAGUUGUCUACUUUAAGAGCAAGAGAAGUGAAAUACAUAUGGGGAUUUCCCAAAUGCCUUAGGAUCUUUUGGCAAGAAAAGACGGAAAAAUUUAUAACAUCGGACUCCCUGAGAAAGUGGAUGGAAGAAAAACACAUGUUUGGAGCAGCGUAA